Messenger RNA from Larimichthys crocea (large yellow croaker), 1918 nucleotides. RefSeq names its product retinol dehydrogenase 14. The record is from RefSeq and is a predicted model, not a curated record. The coding region runs from base 84 to 941 and encodes 285 amino acids. The transcript has 2 exons. Lineage: Eukaryota; Metazoa; Chordata; Actinopteri; Sciaenidae.
UGCAGUCAGGAAGCGCUAACGUUACUUAGCUUUUGACGAACAGCUGCAGCUGCUCGUAGGUAGGAGUCUAACCGAGCAAAACGAUGAACGGAAAGACGGUGAUAGUGACCGGUGCUAACAGCGGUAUCGGGAAAGCCACAGCGGCCGGUGUUGUGAGGCUCCGGGGCCGCGUGAUAAUGGCCUGCCGGGACGUGCACGGGGCCGAGGAGGCAGCCCGGGAGAUACGAGAGGAGACCGGUGCAGACAGCAGACAGCUGGUCGUCAAACAGCUGGACCUGUGCUCACUCACAUCUGUACGCACUUUCUGUCGAGACAUCAUAAAGGAGGAGCCUCGGUUGGAUGUUCUCAUCAACAAUGCUGGUGUCUACCAGUGUCCUUACACCAAAACAGAAGACGGCUUUGAGAUGCAGUUUGGGGUCAAUCACCUGGGCCAUUUCCUGCUCACCCACCUGCUGCUGGACCUCCUGAAACAAUCAGCUCCCAGUCGCAUAGUGGUGGUCUCCUCCAAACUCUACAAGCGCGGUCACAUUAACUUCGAGGACUUGAACAGCGAGCAGAGCUACGACAAGGCCUUCGCAUACAGUCGCAGCAAACUAGCCAACCUGCUGUUCACCUGCGAGCUGGCUCGUCGACUGGAGGGCAGCAGAGUUACGGUGAACGCUCUGACCCCAGGCAUAGUGAGGACUAAUCUGGGGAGGCACGUCCAUGUCCCAACGUUAGCAAAGCCCCUGUUUAACCUGCUGUCCUGGAGCUUGUUUAAGAGCCCAGAGGAAGGAGCACAGACAUCAGUCUAUUUGGCCUGCAGCCCAGAUGUGGAGGGUGUGCAGGGUAAAUGCUUUGCAGAUUGUCGGCCUCAGAUUCUGCUGGACAAGGCCACAGACCAGGAAGUGGCCAGUAAACUGUGGGACAUUAGCGAAGUCAUGGUGGGCAUAACCACGUGAUCACUCCAAACAUACUCAUCAGUGAAUUGCCUUAAAAAUCCUAAAUAUUUAGUGCCUUGCCCUGUACAGCAGAGGGUUUAUCAGGCAUGCAGCACACUGGUGUCACAAAAAAUGUCUACAGCUGCUCCACCCACUGCUUCACAGAACAGAAAACUUACAGGAUCUUCACGUGUCAAAAGCAUGUUUUGAUUUGAAGGGCCUGAAAACAUAUUUUCUGAAUCAGUUUCCUCCCAUGAUUAAUAGCUUCCUGCAUGAGCUCACUACAUCCUGCCAGAGUUGAAACAGUUUUGGUCGAUACACAAUUUCUUUAUUUCUGUUUUUUUUUUUUGUUCGAUUCUCACUGGUUGGUUAAUGUGAUGUAACAUAUUUACACACACCAAUAGAGACAGAGCUCAAUGAUGAGGAAAAAACAGUCGCGCUCCACUGACUUUGUGUCCCGUCAAGGUGAGGUAGAGACAUCCUGAUACCAUUUUUUCUUUCCCAUAACAAUCCUGAUACUUGACCUUUGUGUAUCAGCCAAUACCAAGUACCAAUGCAUUUAAUUUAAUGCAUGUUUAUAUUAUAAUAGCUGUACACAAUGAACACUUCCUAUCAUUGUUGCAUGUCUAUCUCAGGUUAAACCUUCCAAUGUAAAACAUUAAUACAUACAAACAGAGAUGAACAGCAGGAAACAUUAUUUCAUUAUCUAGUUUGACGUUUAGCCAGAGCUACCUAACGUUACACUACCGGUAAUCAACUCUAAAACAGUAGUUCAUAUCAAAUCAAAUCAGAUUUAAUUUGUAUAGCACAAACAUAUUGCACAAUUACAAUGAAGAAGUUUAUUCAAAUGAUUGAAAUGAUCAGCUCGUCAUCAAGCUCUACAGUGGCCUGAUAAUGAGCCACUCAUUUGAAUCAGGUGUGGUGGAGGAGGAAACCUCUCAAACAUGCAGGGCAGUGGUCCCCGAGGACCAGGAUUAAGAAACACUGCAUUAGGAGGU